This is a messenger RNA of Penicillium daleae, 1137 nucleotides long. RefSeq lists its product as uncharacterized. Gene Ontology annotation, molecular function: carbohydrate:proton symporter activity. Gene Ontology annotation, biological process: carbohydrate transport; transmembrane transport. Lineage: Eukaryota; Fungi; Ascomycota; Eurotiomycetes; Eurotiales; Aspergillaceae. Gene Ontology annotation, cellular component: membrane. The record is from RefSeq and is a predicted model, not a curated record. The transcript has a single exon. The coding region runs from base 1 to 1137 and encodes 378 amino acids.
AUGAGUAGCGUUCAAUUCGCUACCCUGUAUGCGGGAAGACUUCUUCUUGGAAUAUCAAAUGGUUUCUAUCUGACGUAUUCGGCUACAUAUCUGGGAGAGAUCGCGCCUACCCAUCUACGUGGCUCUGCCGUGGGACUUGUUACAUUUCAAACCUCAUUCGGUGCCUUGAUAGGUGUCCUGGUCGACAACUAUACGACGAAGUAUCAAUCCCGUACUUCAUAUUUGAUUCCAUUAGGAGUCAUGUUCUUCGUUCCGGUAUUUUUAUCGAUCGGCCUGAUAUUUCUCCCAGAGAGUCCACGACACUAUAUACGCCUUGGAUCAGAUGUGAAGGCUGAACAUGCACUACGAACCCUUCGAGGGAUCAAAGAUCAUAGUCAGCUCAUGGCUGAAGUUGCUGCCAUACGUGAAGCGUGGAUGUUGGAGAAUGCGCACAGUGAGAACAUUCGGCUUGUGGACGCAUUCAGAGGGACCAACCUCAAGAGAACAUUGCUUAGUCUCUGUUGCAGCAUCGGCCAAACAGCAAGCGGUGUCAUAUUCUUUUCCUCCUUUUCUAUCUACUUCUACGCUGAAGCAGGUGUCAAAAACGAGUUUGUAUGGGUCAUGAUGAGUUUAGCAAUCGCUCUGACGGGCAACAUGGGCGCCUUUUUUGUCAUGAGACUCAUUGAGCGGCGUGUCCUCUUGAGUAUAUGCUCCAUCGUUAACGCCUUAAUCAUGUUCGCUAUUGCUGGCGUAUAUACGCGGCUGAGCACCGGAUCCUACACAGCUGCGCAGGUCCUCGUCGCAAUGGGAACAUUGUUCACAUGGGUCUAUGGAAUAGGGCAGGGUCCUGUGCUUUGGGCACUGACGGUAGAGUUGCCAUCCCAGCGAUUACGAUCAAAAACCGUUGGUCUUGCAACAGGCUGCAACUACAUAUUUGCGUGGGUUGCAACAUACUGCUCACCCUAUUUCAUCAACCCAACCGCGAUGAAUUGGGGGCCAAAAUAUUGCUAUAUCUGGGGGGCGAGCAAUCUGGUCUUAGGAAUGUGGGCCCUCCGAGUGAUACCAGAUGUCAAGGGCAAAAGUCUGGAGCAAAUAACAGGCUCGAUGAUAGGUCAGCCUGAGAAGAAUGCUGAUGACACAGUGGCGGCCUCAGGAUAG